Molecule: messenger RNA, 495 nt
Organism: Pieris macdunnoughi
Lineage: Eukaryota; Metazoa; Arthropoda; Insecta; Lepidoptera; Pieridae
Source: the annotation of a GenBank genome assembly
AUGGAGAGGUUUUGGCACGAAGACUGUCUCAAAUGUGGAUGCUGCGACUGUCGUCUUGGCGAAGUGGGCUCCAAGUUAUUCGGUGCCACGGGCAAUUGUGUGGCGUGCAAUAAAGUAAUUCCCGCCUUUGAAAUGGUUAUGCGAGCAAAGAGUUUCGUUUACCAUUUAGAGUGUUUCGCCUGUCAACAGUGCAAUCACAGGUUCUGCGUGGGCGACAGAUUUUACUUAUGCGACAACAAAAUACUGUGCGAGUAUGAUUACGAGGAGAGACUGGUUUUUGCCAGUAUGGCGGCUAAUCCCACUGGCUUAGCUCACAUCCGGAGGCAAGUCAGCGGCCUACAGUCACCGAGCGGAGGAUACGUAGGUGGCGCGGCUUGCGCAGGAAAUCCCGCGGCGUUGGUGGAAAAGGAUAACGGGGGCUGCGCGGGCGCAGACGACGCGUCGAGCGGUUACGGAAGCCCGCCAGACCCCGAUGUGUGUGAUGCGGCGCGAUGA